AUGUCCGUAGAAGCAAAAAACAUAACUUCCAAUUCUAAUGGGAGCAUCCCUGCCAUAACAGGUGAUUUAGAUCAUAGAGAUGCCCUUCAUAUAUUCCCAGAUUUCAUGAAACCUUAUAGAUCAACUAUCAUUGCUUACGGAGCAUCAUUUUUAGGUACCACUAUUGGAUUUCCCAUGGACACCGUUAAAACCAGAAUGCAAACUCAUAAAGAAUUCGCCAGUUACUUUGAUUGUGCUGCUAAAACUUUCAAAGCUGAAGGAAUGAAAGGUUUCUUCCGUGGUAUUUGGGCUCCUUUAAUUUCAACUUCUUGCUCAAAAUCAAUCAAUGUUUCAAUUUUUUCAUUAUGUAAGCCAUAUUGUCAUGAUUUAAUCUAUCAACAUGAUGAUGAUAUGACAACUCAUCCUAUCAUCAAGAAUAUUCCUGUUUGUUUCACUUCAGGAAUGAUCGCUGGUGCUGGUGUAUCUUUAUUUGCAUCACCUUUUGAAUUCACUAAGGUAUUUUCCCAAAUUUCAAAAUUAGUAGAAAGAGAGUCUGUUCAUAAAGUUAAUUUAAGUAGUGCUUCAACUUUAGCUACCUUCAAAAAAAUCAUUAAAUACGAAGGUCCAACAGGUUUAUAUUCAGGUUUCAGGUAUCACGUGAUGAGAGAUUCACUUUCAUCAGGGAUAUAUUAUUCCAUUUAUGAAACUUUCAAAUAUUCAAUCAACCAAUUGAUCAAUUCUGAUCCUUCAACCAAUUCCCCCAUUGCUAUCUUAUUGGCUGGAGGAUUUUCAGGUAUCACUUGUUGGACAUUGGUAUUUCCUAUAGACACUACAAAGUCAUUAAUUCAAAAAGAUAUCAUUCAUAACAUUUUCCGUAAAAGAGAUGGUUUAGAACCUCAUCCAUUACCUGAAAGGAAAAUUCGUAUCGAAAGAAGUUUAUAUAGAGGUUUAGGGAUUUCUGUUACUAGAUCAUUCAUUGUUAAUAUGGUGUUCUUUAGUACUUUCGAAUUCCUUAUGGGUCACAUUGCUUAA
Molecule: messenger RNA, 1011 nt
Organism: Yamadazyma jaroonii
Lineage: Eukaryota; Fungi; Ascomycota; Pichiomycetes; Serinales; Debaryomycetaceae
Source: the annotation of a GenBank genome assembly